Messenger RNA from Dinoponera quadriceps, 1658 nucleotides. RefSeq lists its product as uncharacterized. NCBI's taxonomy places the organism in Eukaryota, Metazoa, Arthropoda, Insecta, Hymenoptera, Formicidae. The transcript has 5 exons. The coding region runs from base 46 to 864 and encodes 272 amino acids. The record is from RefSeq and is a predicted model, not a curated record.
CUCUCAGUUGCUCCUGGGUUUCCGGACUCUGCGGACAGGCAGAAAAUGCGCACCACGGCCGUGUGUAUUGCCUUCGUCGUGACAUGCACGAGCGGAUCGUUUGUCUCGGCUAUACGGUACAUGGACCCGCAGCUAGGAAGUAAUGGCGACAUCGGCGACAAACGAAUGGAUCUGAUCGAGCCGUCGUGCGACGAGCUGCGCGCCAUGUGGAGGUACACGAAGAGGCAGAGCAGAGCCGCCAAGGGCAACGUGUACCCGUUGUACGGGGGGCCCUCGGGAAUAUUCAAGAUGCGGUCAAAAGCCGACCGUACCAAGGCCGGCACGAUAUAUCGAGGGAAAUAUCCCGGGCAAGCCCGCAGUCGAGCGGCCGGAGGUGCGCCGAUUUACGGGAAGAUGGUGCACAAGGCCCCGGCAGGGAGUAGACUGCGGAACGGGAUGAGACAACGCCCGAGGACCUUAGAGGACAUGAGGCUUUUCGGGACCCUGAAUCGUUACAUACCGUCAAACAGGCAUCAGCGUGUAACCAGUUUCCGCGUUGGUGGCGGUGUCUCAUCUCCAAAGGUUCCUCAGGCCGGCAGUUUCGAAGCGCUCAAGAACCUCGUCCAGGCCGAAAGAGCACGUGAGCUGCGGGAGCAGCAUAUCGAAGAAAUAAUAGCGGAAACUGCUUUGAAAGAGAAAGCAGAAGAGGAGGAGGAAGAAGAACCCAUACAACAAUCACGAGGACAUUUCUCUAAUCCGAUGUCAUCAUUACAAAUACCAAAGGAAUACUACGACUACAAUAAUCGACGCUACAUGUCAAACAUACCUAACAAUGGUCAAGCUUGGUCGAGGAACUGGCGUCGCGGGCAAUACGCGGGACGUUAGUAUGCUGCGAACUGUUGCGAGGAAACGGUACAAAUCGAAAAACUGCCGCAUGCAUACUAGUGUUUGUGACCGCUCCGCUCCGAUGGGUGCAGCUACAGCCACACCAGUUGCAGCUAUCGGCAAGAUAUCACGACUGCGAGAUUACGAGCGAGGCUCAUUUCGAAAAUCACGCGCGUCUCGACGUUCUCUGAGGCUCCGGCAACUUCCUGCGCAAACUUUUCAAUCUUUAUGUCGACAAUGUAAGUGCAGCUAGAACAAACGCGCCUUUUAACCUGAUAUCUGCCAGUAUCGCGCGACUUUUUGCUAGAGGGACGCGAUUUCCCUUAUUCUUCUUCCUUGACUCACCUCGGCAGCAUCAAGAUGAGCGAAUUACGAGAGAGGAGGCAGACAGGAUUUAAAAAGUGGCAAAUAUCGGGUUAAAAAAGCAUCGUGAGAAAGACCCCGCUCAGAGUGUGUAUCCGAAUAUCGCGUGCACACCUCUAACGCGGACGGGAUUCAAUUUAUUCAACGUGCGUAGGAUAAACAUCGAUUUACACAUCACUAAUUUGCACGAUCUUCGAGUCGAUCGAAGAUGCGCGUCGUCUCGCGCGACACUCUGUACAUUUGGACAGUCCGACAUUUCACUCUUUCGUGGACGUUUCAACAUCUUUUCGCGCUCGAGACUUGUUGUGAAACAUCGCAACGUGAAGAGCAAAGUCAGAAUAGUUUCCCUACGUCUACGUGCGACAACUGUUUGGUCGGGAAAGCCCGGGAGUUGUUUUCGCGAUAUCUCUCCGGGAAAAGCUGCCCGAGUU